AUGACGCCACCACUUACUAACAACAACUCUGAACAUGACCCACAGAUACAACAUAGCACAAUGGAACACCUCAACUCUCCCACAAAUAAACUGAAAAGGUACAAUCAGGACGAAAAUACUGACUUUGAAGGCUACAUUAUACCCAAGAAAAUUUCGUACGCACCAAGACCAACUAUCAUACCGACGAGAACAUCCAACAGUUUUUCUGCAUUACAGACAAUGAAUAAUAACACGGACCCUACACCAUCCAGUAGUAACAAUACACAAUACAAAAACUCUACCACGCCAAAAACGUUUAAACCACCUCCUAUUAUUAUCAGACCAGCAAUGUCCGCUAUGGCAUUACGAAAAGCUCUAUUAGAUGCUAAAAUCAAAAACUUUACCAUUCGUUCAAAUAGGGACGAAACCAAAUUGUAUUUGGACCUCAAACCAGACUACGAAGCUGCAAUACAUGUCCUAAAUGUCAGCGAUGAAAUUCAUUUUCACACCUACUCCCCACGCGGUUCAAGGCCGCUUAAUAAAUUCAUCAUUAAAGACUUCAGAAUAAAAAUAAAAAUUCGCAGAGUGGCUAUUGAGGGAAUGAUUCGAUGUUCCUACGAGUCUGACGAUCCCUGCAAAAGCACUAAUUCAAAGAGGAAGGUUACAGUUAGAGCUAAAGAAUUAGCUUUGUCAAGCUUACUAAUUCACAAUGAGGCUACAGAGCUAAAAAAGCUCAUAGAAUAA
Molecule: messenger RNA, 723 nt
Organism: Nezara viridula (southern green stink bug)
Lineage: Eukaryota; Metazoa; Arthropoda; Insecta; Hemiptera; Pentatomidae
Source: the annotation of a GenBank genome assembly